Rubroshorea leprosula is the source of this 848-nucleotide messenger RNA. The record is from the annotation of a GenBank genome assembly. Lineage: Eukaryota; Viridiplantae; Streptophyta; Magnoliopsida; Malvales; Dipterocarpaceae.
AACUUUAUCUUAAAGAAAAUCUAAUAAUAUUAACUAAUAUCUAAUGAACUACUUAAUAACAAUAUUUAAUAAUUUAAAUUUCAAAAAAAAAUAAAAUAUACAUAAAAUAUAUAAAAAAUAAUAAUACUACUUAAACUUUACUUACCACUGCUUGAUCCACUAGAUUGCAAGAAGAAAAAUGUGUUAAAGUGCUUCAAAGGAAAGGAUGGAGGAAAGGGAGCAAGGACAACUCGCGGGACAAGAGGGAAAUGAAAAUGGAAGGAGAAAGACCAAAAUGAAGGCAGAAGGGCGGGUCGCAGGAUUCUCGUUGACCGGGCCAUUCACCGACGAGCAUCAAGUUGGCAAUGGACGUCUUACCGACCUGUAUCUCAUCGGUAAUGACAUAAAAGCUGCAACGCCACCGGCCUGCAGCCGGAUUCGCGGGGAGUUGCUGAAUGCCAAAUUACCGACAAGGCUUGGGUCGGCAAAUUGCAGCAAAAAGCUGCACUCCCUGCCGCAGGCGGCUAGCUGGUUGGCGGGGGGCGUUCUUCUCGUCGGUGAUAUGGCUUUCCGUCAUCCUCUCACCGGUCGGAGUAGAUGCUGCAUUUACCGACGUGUGACACGUAUGAAUUCUCUUGAAUUACCGACAAGUGUUACGUCGGUACACUAAAUAAUAUAUCUUACUCGCGUUUUGACUGUUUCGAAAGUUGCAGACUUGAUUCUUGUCGGUAAAUUGAUGCUUCAUCGAGAAACCUUCUUACCUCGGUGAUAAUGGGUCGGUGAAGCUAGGUUUUCUUGUAGUGCUUCUUAUCUCUUACUGAAACCAAGACGCUGUGGAUGAAGUCUCCAAAUAGAAACAAGGCCCCCGU